AUGUCUUCUUCUUCCCCUCACGACCGUCUUUCCUCCAUCACAUCACACAUCAUGGGCUCUUCCAAUCCUUCAGUAUUCACCGCAGCCACUGUGGCUGCUGCGCCCGAAGAUCCUCUGUUUGGUCUGAUGAAGGCCUAUCGUGAGGACCCCUCUGAUAAGAAGGUCGAUCUGGGUAUUGGUGCCUACCGCGACAAUAACGCAAAGCCCUGGAUUCUCCCUGUUGUGAAGAAGGCCGACAACGCCAUCCACAAUGAUCCCAAUCUCAACCACGAAUACCUCUCCAUCGGCGGCCUGGCUGAUUUCACCUCCGCCGCCCAGAAACUCAUUGUAGGCGCCGACAGCGCCGCAAUCAAAGACAAGCGAAUCUGCUCCCUCCAAACAAUCUCCGGAACAGGCGCCGUCCACCUAGGAGGCCUCUUCCUCUCGAAAUUCCACCCCCAAAAACCAACAAUCUACCUCUCAAACCCAACAUGGGCAAACCACAACCAAAUCUUCACCAACGUCAACCUCCCAAUCGCAAAAUACCCCUACUUCCACGCUAGCACCAAGGGCCUCGACUUCGAAGGCAUGAUGCAAACCCUCACGACUGCCCCCGAGGGCUCAAUCAUCCUCCUCCACGCCUGCGCCCACAACCCAACAGGCGUCGACCCAACCCAGGACCAAUGGAAACAAAUCGCAGCCGUCAUGCGCGCACGCUCCCACUUCCCCUUCUUCGACACCGCCUACCAAGGCUUCGCAUCAGGCGAUCUUGCCCGCGACGCCUGGGCAAUCCGCUACUUCGUCGAGCAAGGCUUCGAACUGUGCGUCGCGCAGUCCUUCGCCAAGAACUUCGGCCUGUACGGCGAGCGCACGGGCGCCUUCCAUUUCGUUUCCGCGCCGGGUCCCGAUGCUGCUGCUUCCUCGGCGAAUAUCGCUUCGCAGUUGGCUAUCCUGCAGCGGUCGGAGAUCUCGAACCCGCCUGCGUAUGGUGCGCGCAUUGCCAGUCGCGUGCUUAAUGAUCCCGUUCUGUUUGCGGAGUGGGAGGAUGACCUGCGCACUAUGAGUGGGCGGAUUCUGGAGAUGAGGGCUGGUCUGCGGGAGCGCCUUGAGAAGAGGGGCACGCCUGGUGAUUGGAGUCAUAUUACUUCGCAGAUUGGCAUGUUUAGUUUUACGGGGCUUACUGAGGCGCAGGUCUUGACGCUGCGCGAGAAGUGGCAUGUCUAUAUGACGAAGAAUGGGCGCAUUUCGAUGGCUGGUCUCAAUACUCAUAAUAUCGAUUACUUUGCCGAGGCUGUCGAUAGUGUUGUGAGGGGUUCGGCUUAG
Penicillium arizonense is the source of this 1302-nucleotide messenger RNA. Its product is annotated as aspartate aminotransferase. The record is from RefSeq and is a predicted model, not a curated record. Gene Ontology annotation, molecular function: L-aspartate:2-oxoglutarate transaminase activity; pyridoxal phosphate binding. Gene Ontology annotation, cellular component: cytosol. The coding region runs from base 1 to 1302 and encodes 433 amino acids. The transcript is spliced from 2 exons. Gene Ontology annotation, biological process: L-aspartate biosynthetic process. Lineage: Eukaryota; Fungi; Ascomycota; Eurotiomycetes; Eurotiales; Aspergillaceae.